Messenger RNA from Hyaloperonospora brassicae, 2241 nucleotides. Lineage: Eukaryota; Oomycota; Peronosporomycetes; Peronosporales; Peronosporaceae. The record is from the annotation of a GenBank genome assembly.
AUGUCCCGCCGUCGCGCUGCGCCGUCCACCACUGACGACACGCGCCGCGACGCGCCGCUGCAGGCCGUCGUGUUCGCCGACUCGUUCACGCAGACGUUCCUCCCCGUGACGCUCGAGGUGCCCAAGGUGCUCCUGCCGCUGGCCAACGUGCCCAUGCUCGAGUACGUGCUCGAGUUCCUCGCCGCGUCGGGCGUGGCCGAAGUGCUCCUUUUCUGCACGCGGCACGCCGACCAAUUGGAAGCGUUCGUGGCCACCACGUCGCAAGUGGCGCAGCGACUGCGCGUCACGUGCGUGUCGAGUCCGACCUGUCUCACGGCCGGCGACGCCCUGCGCGAACUCGACCGCCGCCAAUUGGUUCAGAGCAAUCCGUUCGUGCUCAUGAGCGGCGACGUCGUGGCCAACGUGGACUUGCAAGCGGCCAUUCGAGACCACAAACGCCGCACAAAGGCAGACAGUAACUGUAUCAUGACGAGUCUGUUCAAGCAAUUGCGGCCGAACGUGGCGACCAGUGUCCGGCCAGUGGACGACGCACUGAUUGUGGGCGUCGAUGCCGUGACGUCGCAGCUCGUCUUGUACGAGAACGAGCGCGAACGCACGAGCACGCGGCUGGACACUUUGUUCUUGCAAGACCACGCGCAGCUGGCGCUACGCCGCGACUUGCUGGACUGUUACAUUGACGUGUGCUCGUCGGAAGUGCUGCUGAAGUUUGCCGAAGAUUUUGAUUACCAGGAAUUGCGACGGGACUUUUUGCACAAUGAAGUGCAGAAUUACGAACUGGGCAAGAAGUUCUACGUGAACAUUGUGACGGACGAGUUUGCAGCGCGCGUGAUGGAUCCGCGGACAUAUGCAGGCGUCUCGCAGGCGAUUUUGCAGCGCUGGGUGUUCCCGAUGGUGCCGGAUGCAAAUUAUCUGGGGGCAGGCGCUGUGACGCACUAUGAGUACCUGCGUGGCAUGCGCUACAAGGACGUCAAUGUGUCGCUAGCAAGGACGUGCGACGUGCAGCGAGAGUGCAUAUUGGGGGCAGGAACGACCAUUGGAGAGCACACGCGCGUGCGCAAGAGUGCGAUUGGCAAGAAUUGUAUCAUUGGUGAACACGCGACCAUCGACGGCAGCUACCUAUGGUCGAGUGUGGUGGUAGAGGACGGAGCAGUUGUGACCGACUCCAUUUUGUGUGACGGCGUCGUGGUGAAACGCGGGGCCAUAAUUGGAGAAGGUUGCGUGCUCUCGUUUGGUGUCAUUAUUGGCGAAGGAUUCUCGCUGCCGCCAUUCACGAAAGUGACCAAGAGCUUUGUGCCAGUAGAGGAUGACGGGUUCUUCUCGGACGACGACGCGGGUCCUGUGGCAAAGGAAGAAGAGCCCGUUAGUGGUAGUGAUGCACCUGAUCAAUGGGAUUCGAAGGACGUUGGCACUGGCGGUGUCGGACGGAUUUGGACACUAGACGACGACGGCAUUGACGUCGAGUCGGACAGCGACGACGAAAAGCUCGACGAAGACGCGGCGAGAGUUCAAAAGCAGGCGCGUCGUUUGGAGAGACUUAAGUGCUCUCUUAUCGGGGCGCGUGAUGUUGUGAAAAAAACGAUGCGCCGCUAUGAGGAGUGGGACACGUUGAGCUCCUCUGGAGAGGAAGACGAAGACGGUGACGACUUGCUUGCUGACGCCAACGCGACAGUGCUGGAAGUGCCUUUCCAACAGAUUGUUCGUGAGAAUGUAUGCACCGGUGACGCAGCUGGACACAAUGUGGAUGAUCUCUUUAUGGAGAUCAAAAGCUUCAAGUUUGCGCAAAAUCGAUCGUUCGCCGACGUCAUUGGUGCGAUCGUGCCAGGUCUUCUAGAUCUGGUCCCGACGGGUAAGGAGCAGUCGGCAAUGGCUAUCUUGGGUCAUGUGCGGUCGAAUUUCCAGAGGUGGAGCUCGGUCAUACAGCGCUGUAUCGUGGAGCAGGAAGACCAACUUGCCGUCGUGAAUGCGCUGGAAAGCUAUUGUGCAUCCCCAGAGGAACGUCGGACGUUGUGGCUUCCGUUGUUCCGCUUUUUGUUGCAGACUGUGUACGACCUCGAGUGGGUAGGAGAGGACGUGAUUUUGGAGUGGCACAAGACCAUGCAGGCUACAGAAACAUCUGUUGACACGCUUGCGUCUGCCUCACAGAAAGACGUGCAAGAGUUUAUUGACUGGCUGCAGCAGUCCGACAGCGAUGACGACGACAGCGGCGAUGACGACGAGUCGGACGAGGAUUCGGGCGAGUGA